ACACAUUUCCACAUUUUAGAAAAUUGAGUGGAAAAAAUUAUAAAGUAAAAUAUUCUUCCACGCACUUUUUCAACUUUAUAAAAGAUAACCGUAUCCACCAUACAAAGUACAGCAACCAAAUUCCAUUAGGCCUAGGGUUAGGGUUUGUGAGAUGGGCGACCGUACAAGCUCUGCUGUGACUAAGCCAAUAUGGAUGAAGCAAGCGGAAGAGGCAAAGAUCAAGAGCGAGGCUGAAAAAGCCGCCGCCGCCAAAGCUGCCUUCGAAGCCACAUUCAAGGAUGCCGCCUCCGCCUCCGCUCCUGCGGUGGCCGACUCCUCCUCUUCUGACAGUGACGACGCUGAAGAAGACGCCGAGAGUCGCCUCGCCAGCAAGCCCAUCGGCCCCGUCGACCCCUCCAAAUGCACGGCUGCUGGCGCUGGAAUUGCGGGCGGGGCCGCCUGUUCGGCUUCGUCGUUCGUCGUCGUGACCAAGGAUUCCGAUGGCAGAAAGGUUCCCAAUGGUGGCGCUCAGAUUAGGGUUAGGGUUUCGCCUGGAGUGGGCGUCGGCGGAUCGGACCAGGAGGGCAUCAUCAAGGACCAAGGCGAUGGCAGCUACACUGUCACAUAUGUAGUGUCCAAGAGAGGGAAUUAUAUGGUACACGUUGAGUGUAACGGCAAGCCCAUUAUGGGUAGUCCCUUUCCAGUUUUCUUCAGUGCAGGUACUGCUAGUGGAGGAUUGUUGGGUUUGGCUCCUGCAUCUACUUUUCCUAAUCUAGUUAACCAGACAAUGCCCAAUAUGCCAAAUUAUUCAGGGUCUGUUUCGGGGGCAUUCCCCGGAUUACUUGGAAUGAUUCCAGGCAUUGUUCCUGGUGCUUCAGGAGGAGCAGUUUUACCUGGGAUUGGAGCAUCCCUUGGUGAAGUUUGUCGAGAGUACCUUAAUGGACGUUGUGCCAAAACUGAUUGCAAGUUUAAUCACCCACCUCACAAUUUGCUGAUGACUGCAUUAGCUGCAACCACCACCAUGGGAACCCUCAGUCAAGUUCCGAUGGCCCCUUCUGCAGCUGCAAUGGCUGCUGCUCAGGCAAUUGUUGCUGCCCAAGCCCUUCAAGCUCAUGCUGCUCAGGUUCAAGCACAAGCCCAGUCAGCCAAAGACUCAGCUGGCUCUCCAGAUAAAGUGGGGAAGGCUGAUGCUCUUAAAAAAACACUACAAGUCAGCAAUCUCAGCCCCCUUCUAACUGUGGAACAGUUGAAACAGCUUUUUAGUUUCUGUGGCACAGUUGUCGAAUGUAGCAUCACUGAUUCAAAGCAUUUUGCAUAUAUAGAAUACUCAAAACCCGAAGAAGCAACUGCUGCUUUGGCAUUGAACAAUAUGGAUGUUGGAGGUCGCCCAUUAAAUGUUGAGAUGGCAAAGUCACUCCCUCCAAAACCAGCUAUAUUAAAUUCUCCACUGGCUUCACCUUCUCUGCCCAUGGUAAUGCAGCAAGCAGUUGCCAUGCAACAGAUGCAAUUUCAGCAGGCUCUGCUUAUGCAACAAACAAUGACUGCACAGCAGGCAGCUAAUCGAGCUGCAACCAUGAAGUCAGCAACAGAAUUAGCAUCAGCUAGAGCUGCAGAAAUAAGUAAAAAGCUAAAAGCUGAUGGAUUUGUAGAGGAAGAGAAGGAAGAAAAGGAAGAAAAUCGAAAAUCUAGGUCGCCAUCCAUAUCUCAUGCAAGGUCAAAAUCCAGGUCAAAAUCACCUCUCCACUACCGGCGACGGCGGAGAUCUCGUUCUUUUUCACCUCCAUCCCGGUACUCAAGAGAGCACAGAUCUAGAUCACCAUUUAGAUCUCAUCACUACUCAAUUCAUGACCAUGGAAGCAGGUCAUAUAGAGACAAUAAAGAUGGCAGUGAUAGAUCUAGAAGGCGGGAUUUGGAUAGAUCACAUGAUCAUCAUUUAUCUAGCUCAAGGAGAAAUAGGAGUAGGAGUCGAAGCCCUAGAACUAGAAAAUCAUAUCGAGCUGAUUCAGAAUCACCAAAACGCCGUGUAGAGAGUUCAUCACAUAGAACCAGGAAAUCAUCUCGUGUUAGUCCAAAAUCACCAAGACAUCACAGGGGAAGUAGGUCAUCACCUAGAAAUGAUGAUGACAACAAAUCAAAACGGAGAAGGCGGUCCCGGUCAAAAUCUGUGGAAGGUAAGCAUUAUUCUAAUGAAAAAAUAGAUGAAAGACGAGAUAAAAAAUCAAAGCAUCGUGACAGAAGGCGGUCCAGGUCAAUAUCAGCAGAGGGAAAGCAUCAUAAAGGAAGUGGCUUCUCCCCACGAAGUUUUGAUGACAGCAAAUCAAAGCAUAGAAAGCGAUCCAGGUCAAAAUCUGCAGAAGGUAAGCGUGUUUUAAGUGACAAAACAGAUGAAGGCAGAGAUGAGAAAGGGAAGCAUCAUGAAAAGAGGCGUUCCAGGUCACGAUCAGCAGAAGGUAAGUACUGUAGACUAAAUAGGUUAUCUCCUAAAAGUUCUGAUGAAAUCAGACCAAAACAUAGAAGACAUUCAAGGUCAAGAUCUGCAGAAUAUAGGCGUUCAGAUAAUAAAGGAGAUGAAAAAUUAAUGCAUCACAAGGAACCAAAAGAACGUGAAGUCACUGAGGACUUGAAGGAACCUAGCAAACAUAAGAUGCCAAAAAUAGAGGACAUGGAGCUGGCCACAACAGGAGUGGAAGACCAAGGUGGAGGUGAAAAAUCAGCUGAGGUGGUUGGCAGAACUGGUUUCAGCGAGGGUCAGGGUUAUGUCAAUGAUGACGGGAAGGAUAAAUCAGAAAACUUGAUGAUUGCAGAUCCCCCUGCUUUGAAUGUUCAUAUCACCAACACUGUGUCAUCUGAUGCAGAUUUGAGUUAUGGGGUCUUCAGGGCAGAAGAUGUUAAUCGAAACAAAGAAGAUGUCAAUGAAUGGGACAUCUAUGAGAAGAGCUCUGGUCUUGUUUGAGGAGACGGUUGAGACCCUCCACUACAAAUUUAUCCAAGUUUGAGUUCUGAGCAAUGAGUCCUGCUUCUGCAAAGAAGGGCUGCUUGCUUAGAAGAUUGCUUAGUGCUUCUUUUGGUGCUCAGAAUUUUCUGUAGGUUGGGGAACUUCAUAAAAUUGCAUCUUGUGUUUGUUUAUCUUGUGCAGGUUCAUGGGGAACAUAUUGGAACUAGGGUGUCUGAGCUGAUCUUAAUAUGGUGAAAAGUAAUUCAGAAGUGUUACUGCCCCAAAUCUGGUACCAACCAUGCAAUAUUUGUACUACUGUUUCUAUGAUGUAUGGUGGACUAUAAUCUCUUAUCACUAGGUACUGAAUUUCUUGAACAGAAGUGUUUUAAGGUUUGUUAUGACAACACAUGUCCUUGUUUUCCUUUAAAAUAACAUUCUGCUGUUGUUGUCAGAAGUUAGAACGAUUUUUAUGAAGCCUUGACAUCCUUGAUAAAUUGUAGCAUAGGUUUUAAAUCUUAAGUUAUUGUGGGGAUCUAAAUAGGUUAUUGAAUAAAUGUUGUAUGUGCUGAAGAUAAGCAUGCUUGAUUUGAAGGUGAAUCUGCACCUUAGGUAUGUUUAGCUUGAAAGUAUUCCCUUGAAUUGACUCGUGUCUUGGGCCUCAUUUUGCUUAUUCCUAGCAUUUAUGGUAGCCUUUCUUUGAUUUGGCUAUCUGGGCUCCAUUUUAUUUACCUUAAUAGAAUGGUGGGUAAAUUCCAAACACGUGCAGGUUUUAUAUGGUGGCUUCUGUUGGAGGUUUCUCACAUCAAUUUGGCUGGGUUGAUUUUCUCUGUUUGUAAAUGAAGGUAUGCAGUCACAGAUUUAUCAAAAUCUAUCAUGGGGAGCUUACAGAAAUUAGCUUCCCUACCAGGUCUUGAAAUUUUUUGGUAGUUAGUGGUUUGGAUGGAAACAUUUCUUUGAUUAAGCUUGUCGCAUGUUUUAACUUACCAGUAGUUGUAACUUCUACUGAUGUCUUCCAAUCAUUGUGGCUUACGAUUUGCCCAUCUCUCUCUCUUUCUCUCUCCCUCUCCUCUUUUUUCUUUUUCUUUUUCUUUCUUUUUUCUUCCCCCCAAAUUCCUUUUCCUUCUCCUUAAAUUGUCUUGAUUAGGUAAGCUUGUUUUAAGGUCCAGUGAAAUCAGAUGUUGCUGGGAUGCAUAGCUUUGCAAAUGCACUUUGUUGAAUAUGAGCAGAUUGGCUGAUUUACUGUACUUUUAGUUCAUGAUGAAAUGCGAGUAUUGAGUAUAGCAGGUAAUUUUAUUUUGUGAAAUUGCAAAUUGAGUUGUGUUAGGCAUGGAAACUCUUUAAUUUUUUUUGUGGGACAGAAACAUUAUAUUUGCCCUUUCAGAUAUGUAAGAAUCAGUUAUGGGUGAUUCACUAGGUAGUAUGAUUAGUCUGUGAUAACCUUGAUUAUAGUGAAUCCUCACACGUCGAUGGUGUCUUGAAAUGGUAAGUGCACCUUUUUUAUCGCCAAAA
Vitis vinifera (wine grape) is the source of this 4423-nucleotide messenger RNA. RefSeq lists its product as uncharacterized. The record is from RefSeq and is a predicted model, not a curated record. Lineage: Eukaryota; Viridiplantae; Streptophyta; Magnoliopsida; Vitales; Vitaceae. The transcript is spliced from 5 exons. The coding region runs from base 152 to 2932 and encodes 926 amino acids. Gene Ontology annotation, molecular function: metal ion binding; protein binding; RNA binding.